GACCGGGGGGGUUGGUAUAGUGUACACUAUGUACUCCUCCGCGAGCAGAUUCCCUCCCCCUGUUCAUUUCCUUUUACCCCCGGCCCUACCACAUAUCUAGUAUCGUACAGUACACUUCAACCACUGCCCGCUGAGCGGUACGUCUCAUACUCACUCCUCCUCUUGCCGGCCCCCUCCUGGAACCUGGUCCCUUCCAGCCAUUCAUCCCUACCCUUCCUCCCCUUGCCUACGGCCUGGCCAACAUGCAUAGCUCGGGAAAGGCACCGCCUGUUCUGGCUUGGCUAGUGCCCUUCUGAAUAGUCUCCCCGAUCCAUCCUCCAAGGGUUCGUCUUCCUCCUCACCCAACCCUGUGGAACACAGACAGCCGACUUUGCCAGAAUAUCUGCUCCUACACUGGCCCCACCGCUUCAGCACAGGCGUGGGCAUGAGCAAAUACUCCUUUGCUCCGGCUUGCACUUUGUUCUCUACAACUGACGUCUGUACAACCCCGUUGCGAAACAAUGAGCCUCUCGGACAUACUCAAUCCCUCGGACGGCCGUUGGCCAAUCUGCCUUGCGGGUUUGACCAUCACCUCGAUGUAUCCGUGUGGCUUUACUCAAGGAUCGUGUCCGAUCACGACGCUCUACUGCCUGCACCACUACGCAUCUGGAUCUGGACAGCAUCCUGGACGCUAUCGUGGCAUGCCCCGGACCAACCCGUCGCUCUCCUUUACGCUCAGUCGGCUUCCCCAUAUUGGAUGCAUCGGCUCGCUACAUACUUACAGCCUCCCUGCCUCACAAGGAAUCCGAUCAUGCCGAUGAAGGAUUGUGAAAUUAAACCAGCUGGACCUCCACCACCCUCUUGGAAUAUCACCCUCCUGUCUUCACGUCUCGAAUGGCCAAAAGCCGUCGUCGUACUGUCUCGCUCAACAGGGCUUGCCACCUCAUCCCCGCGGUGUGUUUCGGAGAGUCAACCCGAGGGACUACUCUGCCAGGACGGCUUUACACAAACUGUGGCGGGUUUGUUGCACGAUGCAGGGGACGCCAUUCCUCGCCUCGUCCUGCAGUGCCACACAGGUCACGGUGCACGGGACCACGCCAAUGCCCGCGGCUCUGCUGUCGGGGGGCUAGUUGCUGCUGUUCCUUGCAGUGCGGCUGCUGUAUCCGUGUCCCAAGAUGUCAGGACAUACUUCCCCCAAGCCUCCACACCUGUCGAGCUAUUCGGAUGAAACACGGGCUACAAGGAGCCUGGGUUGGUUGAAUAAAUAAAAACAAAAAUAAAAACAAAGGGAAAGAGAGAGGGAGAGAGAAUCCCAGGCUAUCACGGGAGCUUUGGGUCAACAAAAAACCACGUCGAAUGAAAUGUUGCAACAUGGCCUGCACGAUCGCCUGUGGCUGAGCCAUCAUCAACUCCCCGCCAUUGAUCAAACAUAUUACAGUCACUUUCAACUUGGGCCGGCAAUAACAGUAACAAAGAGAGAAGUCGAAACCAGACCUCGAAACUCCUUGGCACCAAGCGUUGCCAAGGAGCGGCCGGAUGCUGAACCAUCUAGCUGACCG
Colletotrichum navitas is the source of this 1538-nucleotide messenger RNA. RefSeq lists its product as uncharacterized. Lineage: Eukaryota; Fungi; Ascomycota; Sordariomycetes; Glomerellales; Glomerellaceae. Bases 425 to 1207 code for a protein of 260 amino acids. The transcript is spliced from 2 exons. The record is from RefSeq and is a predicted model, not a curated record.